Messenger RNA from Pleuronectes platessa (European plaice), 2111 nucleotides. RefSeq names its product fumarylacetoacetate hydrolase domain containing 1 (gene fahd1). The coding region runs from base 536 to 1198 and encodes 220 amino acids. The transcript has 2 exons. Gene Ontology annotation, cellular component: mitochondrion. The record is from RefSeq and is a predicted model, not a curated record. Gene Ontology annotation, molecular function: acetylpyruvate hydrolase activity. NCBI's taxonomy places the organism in Eukaryota, Metazoa, Chordata, Actinopteri, Pleuronectiformes, Pleuronectidae.
AUCGCUGCCUCUUUGGAGUCCACAUCGAUCAGCAGGUACAUGUAGUUGUCGCUGAGAGCUGGGAGAAGUUCAACCUUCAUGUUUGCUUGUUGCACCAGCGAUGGUUUCCUCACUGCGCCGUGAAGGAGAGCGACUGCCUGGGCCUGGACUUCCACAGGAGCUGCACCGGGGGGUCAACGAGAGGCAGAGACACACGUCAGACUGACACGAGGACACCACUUUGGGUUUGACACUUCAACCCUGUGCUGUCACGACAAGACUGACAACCCAUGGAUAACACUGGUAAACAACGUGUAGCUUCGAUGCUAACUGUAGAAAUAAGCGUUAAAAGGCGUUGGCUAGCAGGACAAACAUUGAUCUGACGUGACCGUAGCAGACGCGAUUAUGUAAGCGGAAGUGUUUACCGACACGGGCCAGCUGGCACCAUCCCUCAACUCACGACAAAAAGGUGAAUCAUCUGUUCCUCGUGGGUCGAAGUUCACCUGAGCUGGAGCCGACUGCCCCUGAGCGGCUGUCACCUUCACGAUCCGCCGCAAUGACAGCGAGAAACAUAUCCCUCUUCUGGGAGUGGGGCAGGAAGAUCAUCUGCGUGGGGAGGAACUACGCGGAUCACGCCAAGGAGCUGAAAAACGCGAUCCCCACGGAGCCCAUCCUGUUCCUGAAGCCGCCGUCGGCAUAUGUCACGGAGGGCUCCCCGAUCCUGGUGCCCCGGUACUCCAGCAACCUGCACCAUGAGGUGGAGCUGGGGGUGGUGAUCGGGAAGGGGGGCACGGCCAUCCCUCAGUCCGCCGCCAUGGAGCACGUCGCCGGCUACGCGCUGUGCUUGGACAUGACAGCCCGGGACAUCCAGGACGUGUGCAAGUCCAAGGGUCUGCCCUGGACCCUGGCCAAAGCCUUCAACACCUCUUGCCCCGUCAGCGAGUUCAUCCCCAAGGAGCGUAUCCCCGACCCGGGCAACGUCAAGCUGUGGCUGAAGGUGAACGAGCAGCUGCGGCAGAACGGCUGCACGUCCCAGAUGAUCUUCUCCAUCCCCUUCCUCAUCAGCUACAUCAGCGACUUCAUCACCCUGGAGGAGGGGGACCUCAUCCUCACCGGGACCCCUAAGGGAGUGUCCGCCGUGCAGGAGCAUGACGUGCUGCAGGCCGGGAUCGAGGACGUGGUCACCAUGAGCUUCAGAGUGGACAGACGGGAGAAGUAGUGACAGCUAUCAAGAGGAUCUAAUCAGACUGAUGAGAAAACUGUGAUUUCACUGCAAACAUGAACCUCAAUUCUUUUUACAUAUCUGUUCAGUGUCUGUGUGUAUCAGCAGGGGGCAGUGCAGUGCCACACAAGAGACCACAUCUCUGAUAAACCCACAAGGUCUAUGGAUACAUCUCAUGCUGCCAUGUUCAGAGUUUGAACGAAUAAUCUCAGCAACAUCUGGGGACUUGAUGAUGAUGAUGAUCUGUUUCACUGUGGUGUUCUGUAUCUUUUACUUACACCUAAAAGAAAACCAUUCAUCAAACACCAUCUUUGUCUUAGAUCUCCAGUACAGUAGAAUUUUACUCAAAUCAAAGAUGCAAUCAUAUUUUGAUAAAUAAUGUUCUUGGAAAUAAAGGGUAGACAUACGUUUGUCUGCAAAAAAAAAAACCUGUAUAUAUACCUGCAUUCUUUAUUGCUUAAGCUGGUAAAUAUGAGGCUAAUAACCACUUCAUAAACAGUUGGAAAUCUGAAUCUAUAGUAAUGAAUGAGAAGUUCAGUAUUAACCUAAAUCUGCGAGGUAAUAAUUAACUGCAGCUUUAAGAUAAAUGUAAUGGAGUAAAAAGUUAAAUACUUCCCUCUGAUGUUUCAUGGAAUCAAAGUAUUAAGAUACAGACAAUGGAAAAACUUGAUGUUGAAGGACAAGUGCCAAAAGUGGGUUUUUCCCUGUGAAAUGUCGAGUAGAGAUUUAAAACAUUUAAAUAGGGACGCUUACCUCCAAUUACCACAGAGUUACAGACAAUAAAGUACCUGAGAAAUUACUAAGUACUCGGUUAUAUUCCACACAAGCAAUAUAUUUAUAUACUUGUAGAUGGAGCAGACAAAAGAUAAUGACUAAGUCAUAUCCAUAAUUUUAGAUGUAAGUUAAAAUU